AAACGCCGUGUGAUUUUAUCAUUCUAUUACCAAAAACCCCGCAUAUAUAUAUAUAGAGAAAAAAUAUUUUAACAGCCAGUAAAGUUUAUACAUUUCCUAAAAAGACGGAUAAGAUUUGACUUAAAAAUUAGAUCAUGGAUGUGAGGUUUCUUCUGGCGAUCAUUACGAUGUCCGUUAUGACAUCAUAUUGUUCAGCAUUACUUACGGCGUGUGGGGAUGAUGCAACCUGUGCCGCUAACCAGGCUAACUCAGAAUGUGAUCUGGUAACAGACACGGAUGGUAUGGGAGAUGGUGAAUGUGUAUGUGCAGCUGCAUUCAAGGAUGAUGGGAGCGGUGGCUGUACCGCAAAAGUUUUGGGCGAUACUUGCGCUGCUGACUCGGAUUGUGGAGGAGUGACAAACGCUAAUUGUAACACAAAUGAAUGUGUAUGUGAGGGACAAUACAAAGCAGAUGGGGCGGCUACUUGUGUUUCUAAAGCCCUGGGUGAUUCUUGCACUGAUGAUUCGCAUUGUGGAGGAGUGACAAACGCUAAUUGUAACACAAAUUGUGUAUGUGAGGGACAAUACAAAGAAGAUGGGGCUAAUUGUGUUUCUAAAGGUAGUGUAUUUUAUUAUCAACAUUUUUCAGCACUUUCAUAAACUUUUCGUCAAAAA
Ruditapes philippinarum (Manila clam) is the source of this 653-nucleotide messenger RNA. RefSeq names its product stabilin-2-like. The transcript has 5 exons. The record is from RefSeq and is a predicted model, not a curated record. NCBI's taxonomy places the organism in Eukaryota, Metazoa, Mollusca, Bivalvia, Venerida, Veneridae. Bases 135 to 638 code for a protein of 167 amino acids.